Messenger RNA from Ostrinia furnacalis (Asian corn borer), 2211 nucleotides. RefSeq names its product NADP-dependent malic enzyme b, mitochondrial (gene Men-b). The transcript is spliced from 12 exons. The record is from RefSeq and is a predicted model, not a curated record. NCBI's taxonomy places the organism in Eukaryota, Metazoa, Arthropoda, Insecta, Lepidoptera, Crambidae. Gene Ontology annotation, molecular function: malate dehydrogenase (decarboxylating) (NADP+) activity; NAD binding. Gene Ontology annotation, cellular component: mitochondrion. The coding region runs from base 152 to 2011 and encodes 619 amino acids. Gene Ontology annotation, biological process: pyruvate metabolic process; malate metabolic process.
UUAGCUGUCAGCUGUCAGUCACAUCACUGCCACCUGGAUGGAGGGCGUUGCUUUGCAAAUCUAAAAUAAUAAAAAUAUUAUUCGUAAUUACUCGCGUGCUCGCUGUCGUUGCUAAGGAUUUCAGUUGUGUAGAUGAAAAAUAUUUUUUGAAAUGUUUUCCACCGUCCCCAGAUCUCUUUUAUGUUGUUCCAACGCGAUAGUUCCGAACCGGGCGGUAGCGUUGGCGCUAGCGAAAUGUCCCGGGUUCGAGUCUUCGGCGGUGCCAUGCCGGGAGUACCACGAGGUCACCGGCAACAUAAUCUGCCCCAACGUAGUGCGAGGUAUCGAUCACCUGAGGGACCCACGAUUAAAUAAGGGUCUCGCCUUCACUUUAGAAGAGCGCCAAGCCCUUGGCAUCCACGGUCUCUUGGCGGCGAAAUUCAAAAGCCAAGAGGAGCAACUGGACAUCUGCAGGAUAUCGGUGGAUCGGUAUGAGGACAACCUGAACAAGUACCUCUACCUCGUCGAGUUACAGGACAGAAAUGAGAAACUAUUCUUCAGACUCCUGGCUGAGAACAUUGAAAAAUAUCUGCCUAUAGUAUACACACCCACUGUGGGACUGGCCUGCCAAAGGUUCGGUCUCAUCUACAGAAGACCUAGAGGUCUCUUCAUCACCAUCAAUGAUAAGGGGCAUAUAUUCAACAUUCUCAAAAACUGGCCAGAACCCGACGUCCGGGCGAUCGUAUUCACUGAUGGCGAGCGUAUCCUUGGGUUGGGCGACCUUGGCGCGUACGGCAUGGGAAUCCCUGUAGGGAAGCUGUCUUUGUACACCGCACUCGCUGGCAUCAAGCCCCACCAGUGUCUGCCCAUCACCUUGGACGUUGGUACCGAUAAUCAGGAUCUUCUGGAAGAUCCGCUGUAUAUCGGAUUGAGACAAAAGAGAGCGCGAGGCAAGGAGUACGACGAGUUCAUUGAUGAGUUCAUGGAGGCGUGCGUGCAGAGAUAUGGACAGAACACACUGUUGCAAUUCGAAGACUUCGCCCUAGCGAACGCUGGCCGCCUUCUCAAGAAGUAUCGCAACAAGUACUGCACAUUCAACGACGACAUCCAAGGCACUGCCAGCGUGGCGGUCGCCGGGCUAAUGGCCGCCGUUCGGGUGACGAAGCGGAAGCUCAGUGAGAAUAUUUAUCUGUUCCUUGGUGCUGGCUCCGCCGCCAACGGUAUCGCGAAUCUGACGGUGGCCGCGAUGGUAGCUGACGGUCUAUCAGAGAGACAGGCUCGGGAAAGAGUCUACAUGUUCGACGUGGACGGUCUACUCUCUACGAGACGCGAGGGCGGUGUGCCUGAGCAUGCGAAAAACUUUGGAAAGGAUAUUGAGCCAGAGUCCGACUUUGAGAAGUGCGUCGCUAAGAUCAAGCCUAGCUGUUUGAUUGGGUGUUCAACGGUCGGCGGUGCUUUCACCCCCAAUGUUCUGAAGCAAAUGGCGAAAAAUACAGAGAGGCCCGUCAUUUUCGCCCUGUCUAACCCCACUAGCAAAGCGGAGUGCACCGCGCAGGCUGCCUACGAUAAUACUGAGGGUCGUUGCGUGUUCGCCUCCGGCUCUCCUUUCCCUCCCGCAGUCUACAACGGCAAGGAAUACCACACAGGCCAGGGAAACAACUCGUACAUAUUCCCGGGAAUCGCGCUGGGAGUCAUCGCCACCGCCACCCAUCAUAUCCCGGAGACUAUGUUCCUUACCGCCGCUAGGACGCUUGCCAACUACGUGAGCGAAACAGAUCUGUCCAUCGGCCGCAUCUAUCCCUCGCUGGCCGAGGUUAAGGAGGUGUCUGUCGCCAUCGCUAUUGAGGUCGCUAAAAUGGCUUACGAUGAAGGCCUGGCCUCCGUCUACCCCGAGCCUAAAGAUCUGGCGAAACACGUUCAAAACCAAAUGUACAGCUAUUACUACGAGACCUCCAUGCCAGUUGUAUGGGACUGGAAGCCUGAGGAGACAUUCAACGUGCGACCCAUCCAGCCAGUGCCCAAAAACAUCUAAACAGUAUUAUUAAUUUUAAAUAACUUACUUCUUACCGGUAUUAACUUUGACGAUUUACCUAACGACGCGUUGACUUCAGAUACCACGUUUGUUGGAUGGUUCUAUAGCAGUUCUAUAGCAGCAAAGUUCAGGCAGGCGUUUGCCUGUGGUAUCACGUCAACUGGAGUGUUUCAUAUUUGUUCCAUUUGUUUCAUAUAUGA